Molecule: messenger RNA, 1074 nt
Organism: Carassius gibelio (silver crucian carp)
Lineage: Eukaryota; Metazoa; Chordata; Actinopteri; Cypriniformes; Cyprinidae
Product: torsin-1A-like
Exons: 5
Coding region: 27-1031 (334 amino acids)
Biological process (GO): protein localization to nucleus; nuclear membrane organization
Cellular component (GO): endoplasmic reticulum lumen; endoplasmic reticulum; nuclear envelope
Molecular function (GO): kinesin binding; ATP hydrolysis activity; ATP binding
Source: RefSeq, a predicted model, not a curated record
AUAUACCUGUAUGAUUUGCUUUCACAAUGAAAGCACAGCAUUUUGUAGUAGUUUUAUUGCUGGUAUCUAAUAUAACAUUAUCUUCAGGUUUUCUGGAUGUGUUCGUGGCUGCUGCAUCUGUGGUUUACACAUAUUUUGAACGGGAUGACUUGCUGCCUUUUGAUUCAAAACGUUUGGAGGAAGAUUUAAGAGAAAACUUCUUUGGACAGCACAUUGCGUCUAAUGUUAUACAAAGAGCUGUGUCGUCAUUUAUGACUGACAGAAACCCAAAUAAACCGCUGGUCCUCUCUUUCCAUGGGACUACAGGAACUGGAAAAAAUCAUGCUGUCAAAAUCAUCGCAAGAAAUGUGUAUGAAAAAGGGGAAAACAGCAAGCAUGUACACUUAUUUAUAUCUGAGCAUCAUUUCCCACAUGAAAAACAGUUACACUUGUACAGUGCACAGCUAAAGCAGCAGAUUCAUGAAAGUGUAUCACGUUUUCCCCGCUCCAUGUUUAUAUUUGAUGGUAUGGACAAAAUGCAACCACAGCUGAUCGAUGCCAUAAAACCUUUUCUAGACUACAAUGCCCGUGUAGAUGGAGUGUCAUUCCACAAGGCAAUCUUCAUAUUUCUGAGUAAUUCAGGUGGGAAUUUAAUUAAUGAAGUGACUCUGGAUUUCUGGAGAGAAGGCAUUCCUCGGGAAAACUUAUGGAUGGAAAGCAAGGAACUGGAGACUAAAAUCUCUCAAAACAUCUUCAAUAAUAAGAACAGUGGAUUUUCGUACUCUAGUAUCAGAGAUGAGCAUCUGAUUGAUCAUUAUAUUCCUUUCCUACCUUUGGAGAUGAAGCAUGUAUGUCAAUGUGUCCUGGUUGAGAUGGCCCAUAUGAGCAUCACCCAAGACUUCGAUCUGGCAGAUCAAGUGGCCGGAGACAUGUCUUACUUCCCUAAAGAAGAGAGAGUAUUUGCUGUUCAUGGCUGCAGAACUAUCAGACAGAAGUUGUCACGGUAUUAUGAUUUUUUUAGCAGCAAGUUGUAUAGCAAGUUGUCCAGUUAGGCACACAGUUGAACAGCAAUGAACAUACACUACUCCUUUGUUU